AAGAAACUACGUUUCUCUCACAACGCCCAGAGAAUGACCAAAGGUUGUUAUACCUGCCGACGACGUCGCAUCAUAUGCGACAAUGGCCAACCCACCUGUCGGAAGUGUCGAGAUGCGGGGAAAGAAUGUUUGGGGUACCAGAAACCGCUUGUUUGGGUGAAGGGUGGAGUGGCUAGUCGAGGAAAGAUGAUGGGCCGCAGCUUUGAUGAUGUGGAAGUACCACCUAGCAAGCCAAAGCGCCAGCCGGCUACCGGGACGUAUGAUUCGACUCCGGCGAGCAGCGGAUUCAACUUUUUCUCUAUCGCUGAAUCCUCAUCCGAUGCCGAAUCGCACAGCUCUGGGAAUCAACCUAGCCCGGAAACGGAUGGAUGGGUUUUCGAAGAGAAUUCAACACUGGGGGUAGAAACUGCGCAGUUGGGGGUUAAUUCAACCGAGGAGCAGGACACCGCAGUUGUUCAUGUUCCUCGAAGUACUUAUCCUGCCGGCUAUACUCCAACCCCAUGGGGACUGGUAGAUCCACUACUCAAAGAUCUCAGCCAGUUCUCAAGGUACUACAUACAUCACUACAAUCAAUAUAUGGUUAAUGACUUCGCCCUUUACUCCCAACACAAAAAUCCGUUCCGAGAUCUUACCGCUCUAGUCAAUCAUUCACCUGUUCUUGCUAGCAGCAUCGCUGCUCUUGGGGCUCUUCAUUUCUCCCUGGUAUCGGAAUCUGACUCAUCUGUCGAACCAUGGUCAUCGGGCAAUUUCUCGAUGUCACCAGAGGAGAUUGCAGAUAUUGUGGCGCCGGCAAGUUCUCGAAAACCCACUUCGCAGGCAUACCAUCAUUUCUUGGGGUACAAACAGCGCGCCCUUCGCCAAUUGUCUAUGGAUCUCCAUGACCCGACGAUGCAACAUGACGGCAGGACCUUAGCUGCCAUCGUCUUGCUUGCCUUCUUAGACAUAUUUGAGUCCGGCAGUGGGGCCUGGAGUUACCAUAUUGAGGGCGCGAAGAAGCUUCUCAAAAACCGACCUGAAAAUGGUCCGGGACAAGGAAUUCUCGACGACCUGGACGCUUUUGCCCUUGAUGGGUGUUUAAUAAUGGAAAUCAUGGGAUCAACCCUAGCUCGCCCAGGCGCACUAUCGAAGCCCUUCUACUCCUCAUCCAUGGGCCCAGAGAUCCUCAAACGUCUCGAAGAAAAUUCCUGGGUCGGAUGUCCCGCCUAUCUCCUAGAAGUCAUUUUCUUCAUCCACGCCCUCUGCUCUGCCAACCCCAAUCCAACCCGGCCAGCCCCUGACCCUAGACUCAUUUGCAAGCCUGCUCCAGGGAAUCCGCAACUUCGACCCGAUAGCCUGGAGCCAAGAAAUGCAAAACGUCUUCUUCGUCCCGAACUUAACGUACCGUCUCGCACUCGCAACCUCCUACCAAGACGCCGUUUACCUCUACACAAGUCGUGUCCUCUCACGCGCCAGGGAAGGCUUCUCACCCCCUGGACAGACGUCGGUCUCCCGCUCGAUCACCGACUCAUCGCCACGAACCUCAUAACGCAAAUCUGCCUCAUACCCAAUUCAGACCCCCAUUUCAAAUGCCUCAUCUGGCCCACCUUCAUCGCUGGGGUGGAAUGUCGUCCUUCGCAGCGGGGUCUUAUUCUUGAAAAACUCGCCUCGCUCUAUGAGGCCCUGACGAGUGUUAAUGUCCGCAAUGCUGCAUGGGUUCUGCGUCUCAUGUGGCAGAAACAGGAUCUCAAGCGCCGUGAGCGUCAGAAUGUUUCCGAUGAGCAGGGCUAUGAUAAUAAUGAUUACGAUCUUGAGUUUGACUGGAUCGAGGAGCUGGAUCAUACGCGCCUCGAUUGGUUGUUCAUUUAA
This is a messenger RNA of Penicillium crustosum, 1845 nucleotides long. RefSeq names its product Zn(II)2Cys6 transcription factor. Gene Ontology annotation, molecular function: zinc ion binding; DNA-binding transcription factor activity, RNA polymerase II-specific. The transcript has 4 exons. The annotation marks the transcript as partial. NCBI's taxonomy places the organism in Eukaryota, Fungi, Ascomycota, Eurotiomycetes, Eurotiales, Aspergillaceae. Gene Ontology annotation, biological process: regulation of DNA-templated transcription. The record is from RefSeq and is a predicted model, not a curated record.